AGCGCGCUCGUCUUGAGACCUCAACGCUAGGUGUUCUGUCCUGCGGUUCGGCCGCGGGGUGCCCCCGAAGAGCAGAGCUCAGUGAGUCCUGGGUGGGCAGGGGAACGGGUCGGAUUCAGCUUUCCUUGUCCUGGCUGAGCUGUAGGGACCGCACGGUGCCCGGGUCUCCCACCUCAGAGGAGCAUCUGGUCGGUGAGGGCCCCGGGGGUGCCCGCGCUGACCAUCGGCCCGCCGUCCCCACCACUGCUGGCCCCGUCGAGACCAUGGCCGACCACCUGAUGCUCGCCGAAGGCUACCGCCUGGUGCAGAUGCCACCGUCCGGUGCCCCGGCCCACGGCCCGCACCCUCUUCGGACUCUGCAACCGUACCCGGGCUCCGGCCCGGACAGCGGACUGCGGCCGCGGGGGGCUCCGCUGGGACCACCGCCGCCGCCUCCCCCGCCCGGGACGCUGGCGUACGGAGCCUUCGGGUCUCCGGCCUCCUUCCAGCCCUUUCCGGCCGUGCAACCCCCGGCGCACCUGCAGCCGGGGACGGGGACGUUGUACCACCCGGGCCGUGCCACCGCGCCGCCGCCCGGCGUCCCCGGAGCUCCCCCGGGUCUGCUGCAGCCCCCGGCCGGAGCCCCCACACCACCCGCGCCCGCCCUCGCCCUGGGUGGCAUGGACGCCGAACUGAUCGACGAGGAGGCGCUGUCGUCGCUGGAGCUGGAGCUCGGGCUGCACCGCGUGCGAGAGCUGCCCGAGCUGUUCCUGGGCCAGAGCGAGUUCGACUGCUUCUCGGACUUGGGGUCCGCGGCGCCGCCUGCCGGCUCGGUGAGCUGCUGAGCGCCCGGAGCCGCGGUUCCCGGGACUCGGCACCCCGCGGUCCCGGCCGCACGCACGCUCGCACUCGCAGCCUCCGUGAGCGCCGCCGAGCUGGGCUCUGGGCUGGGACACCUUGGCGUGCGUCCAAGGCCCUGCUGCUCUUUGCCGGGUGACAGUUUGGCCUCACUUCCUUCUCUGGCCCGAGCCUCAGCGGUCAAGUUGAAGGGAACACCAGCCUUUGGAUUUGAACCCACCUUCUUGGAUUCGAUCUAUGCCCUGUCUCUUUCCUCGCCCUCCCACCCACCACUACCCCCAAUCUGAGCCAUUGCAGGUCUAUAUGCCUGACCUCCCCUCUUCCUCGUGCAGCCGCUACCGGGGGAUUGGGUUCUCCAGAAUCUUCUUUCUGGACCAGCCCCCCUCGCUGAGCCUCUCUGAGAGGGAGGAUGGAACAGCGAAACCCCUGCAGAGUGGAACGGUGCCUCCAAAACCAAAUAAAAUUAGAUAACUUUUCA
Molecule: messenger RNA, 1315 nt
Organism: Jaculus jaculus (lesser Egyptian jerboa)
Lineage: Eukaryota; Metazoa; Chordata; Mammalia; Rodentia; Dipodidae
Gene: Cited4
Product: Cbp/p300 interacting transactivator with Glu/Asp rich carboxy-terminal domain 4
Exons: 1
Coding region: 264-824 (186 amino acids)
Biological process (GO): regulation of DNA-templated transcription
Cellular component (GO): nucleus
Source: RefSeq, a predicted model, not a curated record